This is a messenger RNA of Zea mays, 394 nucleotides long. RefSeq lists its product as uncharacterized. The coding region runs from base 11 to 334 and encodes 107 amino acids. NCBI's taxonomy places the organism in Eukaryota, Viridiplantae, Streptophyta, Magnoliopsida, Poales, Poaceae. The record is from RefSeq and is a predicted model, not a curated record. The transcript has 3 exons.
UCAUCCUAGCAUGCAUUAUAUCCAUAAUAUACAUUAUAUUGCCAACAAUAUGAAUGCUGCCAUGGAAUUGGCCAAUCCUACAUGGAAAGACGAUAUUUAUAUGUGGCGUCGUUUAGUACCAACAUGGGUUCCAAGAACAUUAAACUGGGAUUUAUCUGGCUUUCUUGUUAUCAACUUUAUGCACGAUUGGAAUGGUAUAAGGUUACCCUGCAUUUGCACUAAUGGGAAUGACCUGAGGACCAAAUUCUUAGUAGAAUUAUUGAAGUACAAGGACAAUGAAUCCAAAGACAACAUUCCAGAAGAAAUACAAGAAAUUAUUAGGCACAUUAGAUAGAUAUGAUUUUAUUUGUAAUGAUACUCAACUUAUUAUCCUAAUUAAUUUUAUUGCAUUUUA